Molecule: messenger RNA, 2168 nt
Organism: Hyphopichia burtonii NRRL Y-1933
Lineage: Eukaryota; Fungi; Ascomycota; Pichiomycetes; Serinales; Debaryomycetaceae
Gene: SSY1
Product: Ssy1p
Exons: 1
Coding region: 58-2001 (647 amino acids)
Biological process (GO): amino acid transmembrane transport
Cellular component (GO): membrane
Molecular function (GO): amino acid transmembrane transporter activity
Source: RefSeq, a predicted model, not a curated record
CAAAAUGAUUCAAAUGUCUUGAGUAUCGUUAACCCAAACCAAUUGGCUGCUAAUUAUAUGGAAGCUGAAAAAACCCCACUUCCUUUUUCAAAUACGAAAAAAAUUCAAUCAAAUCUGAAAAAACCCUCCUGGUAUAAUAAAGAUUGGUAUAAAAAGAAAAAUCAAGAUGUGGUUGAAUCAAAUAUACCAGCUGCAAAUUCAGCUUCUCCCGAAUCGUCAAUCCAUAAACAAGAAAUCUCUAAUGGUCCAAAUUAUUUACAAAGAAAAUUAAAAGUUCGCCAUCUUCAAAUGAUUUCUCUUGGUGGUACUCUAGGUGUUGGUCUCUACUUGAAUUCAGGUAAAGCCAUUACAAUAGCUGGGGGGUUUGGUACUACCCUUGCUUAUAUAAUCUGUGGAAUCAUUGUUCUUUGUACAAUUGUAUCCUUCUGUGAAAUGGUCACUUUUGUAUCGGUUGUCGAUGGUGUCAGUGGGUUAAGCUCUAGGUUUGUUGAUGAUUCUUUUGGGUUUUCUGUGGGGUGGUUGUAUUUCUUAAGUUUUGCUUUUGGGUUAGCUGGUGAAGUGGUUGCUUCAGUUAUUUUAUUAACUUAUUUCCCAGAUGCCAAAAUUUUAACGAAUAAAGGCUCAACCGUUGGAUUUGUUGCUCUUUUUCUUCUACUGAUUUUAUUUGCUAAUUUGGUUGAUGUUCGAGUCUUUGGUGAAAUUGAAUACUUUUCAAGCUUAAUUAAAUUAAUAUGUGCUCUUCUAAUGAUUAUUUUGAUGAUUGUAUUAAAUCGUGGUGGUUUGGGUAAUGGUACUCAAGUAUUGGGUUUUAGGUAUUGGGACUACCUGAAGCUGGAUUUUGAUCAUAAUCUCAUAUUUGGUCUAUUUAGACCUAGUUUUAAUUUGAAUGAUACCGGUACAAAUGAUCCAAAUAUAGGUAUAGGAGGGGAUAAAGGAAGAUUCCUUUCUUUAAUGGCAGCUAUGAUGGUUGUAGCAUUUGCAUAUAGUGGUACUGAAAUUGUCUGUAUUGCAGCUUGUGAAGCUAAAAAUCCUCGUAUUGCUUUACCAUCCGCUACUAAAAGAGUCUUUUGGAGAAUAUUAAUUUUUUAUAUUUUAUCAUCAUUUUUAGUUUCCCUUAAUAUCUAUGCCGGUGAUCCAAGACUACUACGUUUCUAUUCGGGGAGCACUGGGACUGCAGCUUCAAGUUUUGAAUCAAAUUAUGCUGUCAAUUAUGUUGGAGGAGAACAUUGUAGUACUAAUUCAACUAUAUUUGCCGGUUUUGGUAGCGGCCUGCAAAGUCCCUGGACUGUUGCUUUACAACUGUCGGGACUUUGUAAGCUUAGCUCAGUCGCCAAUGGAUUCUUAACUUUUUUUGCAGUUUCUUGUGGGAACUCUCAGCUUUAUGUUGCGUCGAGGACAAUGUAUUCUUUAGCACUUCAAAAAAAGGCUCCUCGUUGUUUGGCUUAUUGUAACCGGGCAGGAAUACCUUAUAAUUCUGUUUUAUUAUCGGCUGCAUUUGGUCUAUUAGCAUUUCUCUGUGUUUCUGAAAAGGCCACGGUUGUUUUCCAAAACUUAACCAGUCUUAUUGCAUCAUCAGGAAUCAUGGUUUGGUUUGCAAUGUGCUUAUCAUUUCUCAGGUUUUUUUAUGGUAUGAAACUCAGACCAGAUAUAAUCAGUAGAGAUGAUAAAUCAUAUCCCUAUAAGUCUCCUUUCCAACCUUACUGUGCUUAUAUUGGUUUAAUAGGAUCUACUAUUCUUUUAUUAGGAAUGGGGUUUGCGGUAUUCAUGAAAGAUGAAUGGGACACUCUAUAUUUUUUCUCAAGUUAUGGAACCCUUAUCAUUUUUGCAGUCUUGUAUAUCGGAUAUCGUUUGAUAAGAGGAAAUCGGACUCCAAGUUUAGAGACCUUGGAUUUCGACUCUGGUAGAAGAGAAAUGGACAGAUAUAUAUGGGACGGUGGUCGUGAGUAUAACGCCAGAAACUUAAGAGAGGUUGCCCAUAAAUUCAUUUCCGUAUUGGCUUGAAGCUUUUCAAAACUUUAAUACUUUAAUUUUCAAUUCUCCUAUUCAUUAUUAUUACAUUUUCUAAUCUAUCUACAAAAAAAAAUCAUAAAAAAUUGCAAAAAAGAUAGUCUUUACCUAAAUUUUCAGUUCUUCGUCGCCUUGUAUAAAUGUGUAUACUUAACAAUAAU